Molecule: messenger RNA, 2114 nt
Organism: Leptopilina heterotoma
Lineage: Eukaryota; Metazoa; Arthropoda; Insecta; Hymenoptera; Figitidae
Product: venom metalloproteinase 2-like
Exons: 12
Coding region: 567-1925 (452 amino acids)
Biological process (GO): proteolysis
Molecular function (GO): metalloendopeptidase activity
Source: RefSeq, a predicted model, not a curated record
UAGAAUGAGAAAAAAAGUAGGCAGUGCUUACUGCCAUUUAUAUUUUACUUCACUUUUUUUUCUAUUCUUGAUAUUCAAAAAGAAAAAAAAUAGAUGACAAAGAAAAUGUUGGGAAAUAUCGAACUGUGUUCUCUUUUUUUUCUCUCAAUAUAAAAUGCGGUCUUUUUGUCAAAAAGUCUCUCUCUCUGAUUCUGUCUUGUGGAACGAUUUAGGGAUGCAGGGCGUGAUAGCAAAAUGCCACAGUCCGCCCUAUUGAAAAUACAAAAGACGUCCCAUAGUGAAAUGCAAUUUAUUGUUUAAAAAAAAAAAUGUCCGAUUCCAAGCACCAUUUUCAAUGGAGAUAUGGUUUUUAAAAUACCUCAUGUAGAAUUUAGAUUAAAAAUCAAGAUAAAAGACUUUGAGAAGUUAUUCUUCACUAUUGGUAGCACGAAACGAGGACGUCCAAAAGCGGCAAAAAUGACCAAAAUCGUCUAGAAUGUGAAAAUAAUUUAUUCGGAAGUAUGCGAGUCAUCUAAUUUAAAAGUGUUAUUGCAAAAAAAAAAUCGAAAUAAAUCUGAUCAAUAAAAAUGAUUUAUUUCUUUCUGAUAUUCUCAUUCAUUGCAUUUUUUGCCGAAAUUAUUGCGAUAAAUGUGAUCGUGACAGAAAAAAAUUUGACAAAAGUGACAAUAACAGAACACAAAGUUGUUCCGCUGAAUUAUAAUUUUGUCAACAAUACCCUCGAUAAUAUGGAAAUUAAACUGAAAAUUAAUAAUAAUUCGCUUGUCAAGAUUCGUUUAAAUUCAGUUAAAGGACUAUUCUUUAAUAAAAGAACAAAAAUUUGGAGACUUGUAAAAAAUUCUGUUAAUACUGAUAAAAUGCACUACGUUUUGGAAAAGAAUAUUAUGGAUCAAUUAAAUAUUAAAUUUUACCAUGACACGAAAACUUUAUCAUCGGUUAUAAGUAUUAGGGAUAAAAAUGAAAAAGAAAUGUUUCAAGGUAUCAUUGAUUCCGACAAAAUUUUACAACCAUUAUCAAAUCUUGUAAAAUAUCAAAAGGAUACUUUAUUAUUUAAUUAUGAAACGAAUAAUUCUACAAAUGACAAUCAGCAUAUUGUUUAUAAAUUAAAUUUAUAUAAAUCUUUAGGUAAAAAUAUUACUGAAAAUCAGAGGACAAAAAGUAAUUUAAUCGAUGUGAAAAAUAAAAAUAUUAAACAAGGAAUGAGAAAAUCAAAAUUAGGUUUCCCAGAUAUUGUUUAUCCGGAAAUUUUGAUUAUUUUAGAUAAACAACUUUUUUCUAUUUUUGAAUAUAAUGUCGAAAAGACAUUGUAUUAUGUUUUAUCUUACUGGAAUGCAGUCGAUUUACUAUUUAGGAGAAUGGAUUAUCCUAAAGUUCGUUUAAAUAUUGGUGGAAUUAUUAUAGCGGAGGCAAAAUUACCGUUCAUAGAUAACAAAUUUCUUGCUGACAAAACAUUGAAUGAUUUUUCGCACUUUUUAUUCAAUCAGGAUGAGAUUAAAUUUCGAAAAGAUUAUGAUGCUGCAAUGUUAAUGACUGGAAGUAUAAUUAAAAAUCCAAAUAACAAUAAAAUAAAAGGAAAAGCAUAUGUUGGAGUCGCAUGCUGGGAAAAUGUUUUAAGAAAACAGAUUUUUGCCACUAGUAUCGUCACGCACAAGAAACUUUACAAUUCAAUUAUAUCUACAGUUCACGAAUUAGCUCAUUUAUUUGGAGUUCCUCAUGAUGGAUUUGCAACGGAAUUAUAUUUGGGUGGGCCAGGUGGUAAAGAAUGCUUUUUCGAGGAAGGUUUUAUUAUGAGCCACAAAAGACACAAUAAAAAUCAAUUUCAAUUUUCUAAAUGUAGUAUGAAGUCUAUGUCGUUUUUCUUUAGUCGAAAGAAUGCAGAGUGCCUUCGUAACAAACCAGGAACUACAAAUAAAUUUACAAUUUUAUAAUAGAUUUACAAGUUCAUCAGCAGAUUUAUUAGCAGGCAGUUGAUAUUUUGGUGGAAAUAAUAGUUUUGCAUUGUCAUUUUCGUUAAAUGUUACUUUCACACAUUUUCCUUUCCAACAGAACUGAAAAUUAAAACAAAUAUUCUGUAAAAAAACAAAAAUUCAAUAACUAUUAUAAUUGAUAUUUAUAAA